AUGGCGGUCGUCCCCGAUGUUGAGUACCCGGCGACGGUGUUUGAUCCGGCGACCACGCUUCGUAAGGGGUUAUGCACCGUCUGCACCACGUCGUCGCGCGAUCCAGCUCGUCACAAGCUCUACUAUGGUAGGUGGACUGGUAUCUGGGUCUCCUGGCGGGUGCGUGGAUCGAUCUCAUUUGCUAAUAUCACUUGAUCCUCGAUUGACCCCACUUUCACGCGCUACCGCGGGUCUCAUAGAAAUCCAUGGCGACCCUUCCCCCGAAUCGAAACGUCUUGUCUUUAUCAUGGGUCUCAACAACUCUUCAUUUGCAUGGCAAGCUCAGGUCGAUUUCUUUGGUCGCGCCAAAGGCGUUCAGGCGAGUUCUGCCCUGGGCUUCCCCCCUCGGACUUUAUCGAGCUCUUCGUUUCUCCGAGUCCACACAGGUCCUCGUCUUUGAUAACCGCGGCGUCGGGUCUUCGGACGCCCCGCGAGGCCUGUACAAGACGUCGGAAAUGGCCCAGGACACGCUCGAGCUGCUCGAGUAUCUCGAAUGGACCGAGGAGAAAUCGCUCAAUGUUGUAGGUGUGUCGAUGGGCGGCAUGACGGCGUUGGAAUUGGUCAGUUGUAGGGUUGGAUUCGGAGUGCCUACGUCGAUGCUAACCGUACGUUUAAGACAUCGAUUCAGGCCACGCUCAUCCCCAAACGCAUCAACUCGCUCAUCCUGACCUCGACCAAGUCUGGCACGGCCUUUGACCUGCCCAAGCUGCCCGUUGUCAGCAUGUUUGCGCGGCUUUCGUUUGGUCUCUUCAAAGACGUGUCGCAAGCCGUUGAUCUGGUGUGUUCGGUCCUCUUUCCUGAAGAGUACCUUGACUCGAUCGACGAAAAGACAGGCAAGACGCGGCGCGAGAUCCACUCCAAGAAUUUCAUCCAGCGGAUCGCCAUAACGAAGCGGCAGACGGUCGCGGGGCGGAUUGGGCAGAUGAUGGCCGUCUUCAACCACCACGUGUCGGAGGAGCGACUAGACACGAUUGGUAAGACCAUCGACAAGGUUUACAUCAUCCACGGUGAUCGGGACAUGUUGGUCGAUUUUCAGAGGGGCAAGGAUCUGCACGCCACAAUCCCGGGCUCUCGUUUCAAGGAGGUCAAGGGCGGGGGACACGCCCUCCCAUCGCAAAUCGUCGACGAAUACAAUGCGUGGAUUGAAUCGAUCAUUUCAGAGCCGUGA
Molecule: messenger RNA, 1207 nt
Organism: Microbotryum saponariae
Lineage: Eukaryota; Fungi; Basidiomycota; Microbotryomycetes; Microbotryales; Microbotryaceae
Source: the annotation of a GenBank genome assembly